Molecule: messenger RNA, 1245 nt
Organism: Sinocyclocheilus anshuiensis
Lineage: Eukaryota; Metazoa; Chordata; Actinopteri; Cypriniformes; Cyprinidae
Product: galectin-5-like
Exons: 8
Coding region: 558-1058 (166 amino acids)
Biological process (GO): positive regulation of gene expression; negative regulation of type II interferon production; negative regulation of CD4-positive, alpha-beta T cell proliferation
Cellular component (GO): cytosol; nucleus
Molecular function (GO): carbohydrate binding; galactoside binding
Source: RefSeq, a predicted model, not a curated record
AGUUUGAUCAUAACACUCUCUGCGUGUGUGUUCAUUUAUUCACAUGAUCGUGCAUUCUUUGCUGAAGAAAACUGGCAACAACUGCGCACUCAAGGACAGACCACAUUACAUUAAUUCUGAAACCUCUAAGUGGAGCUUCAGUCAUCCUUCAGCCUUGAAUACAAGAUUAAAGAUAAACUUUAAAAUCUAACACAAUGGCUCUGCAUCAGCAACCACCAUUUUUCAACCCGAGUGUCCCGUUCAGUACUCCAAUCCAGGGAGGAUUGCAGGAUGGCAUGAGUAUUACUGUAUGUUGACGGGUUUGGCCAAAUGCAGACGCAUUGGAGGUGAACCUUCAGUAUGGGUCUGAUGUCAUACUGCAUUUUAACCCUCGCUAUGAAGGAGGAUCUGGGUUCGUCGUGCACUACACCAAUCAGAAAGGUGUCUGGGGCGAAGAAGAACAUGAGUACAAAACUCCCGUCCCAAGAGGCUAGGCGUUUGCUCUGCAGAUCCUCGUCACCCAGGAGUCAUACAAGGUUACUGACAACGGGAAACCCUUCUUUGAGUACAAGCACCGUAUGCCGUUCUCAUGUGUGGACCACAUCUAUGUGUUUGGAAAAGUUGAAUUGAAUUUAGUUGCCUUCCAGUAUCUUGCGCCCCAUUAUGCCGCACCUCCAGGAUCUUUUACAAUGCCGUACAAAAGCAUAAUCUAUGGUGGAGUACAGCCUGGCAAAGUCAUCAUCAUCCAAGGAGUCAUCAGCCCACAAGCAAAAAGGAUAUGUUUUAAACUACGGUACAUAACUGGAAUUGCGUUGGAAUACAGUCUUCGUUUUGAUGAGAAUGUGGUUGUAUGCAACACUUAUGAUGAUGGGACAUGGGGCAAGGAGGAACAAUGUGGAUGCAUGCCGUUUAAAAGAGGGCAACCACUGCAGGUCACCAUUUUCUGCACUCAUCAAAAUUUCGAGGUCUUUUCCAACGGUGAAAAAGUUCACACUUACAGCCAUCGCUACAGUAAUCUGGAGAACAUUGAUGUUUUAGACAUUCGUGGAGACGUGCAGCUGAGCUUUGUGCAGCCCUGACAAAGACUUCAUCCAGAUCUAUGAGAAAUACAUGUUCAAAACCUGCAUCAGUCUAUAUAAACCUGUAUGCCAAAGAUGAUUAUUCAAAUGCAAAGAUGUUUUGCUUGCCUGCAUAUUAAUAUGAGACCAGUGGGACUGUCCACAGCUGCAUAAAAACAAAAAAUGAAUAAACACUGUUCUGCAUGCA